AGCAAUUGAAUGUUAUGAUAAAGCAAUUUCAAUUAACCCUGAGCUUCAGGCAGUGUGGAGUAAUAAGGGUAUUUAAUUAUAUUUUAUUAAAAUUUAGGUUUAGCAUUAGAAAAUUUAAAGAAAUACGAAGAUGCAAUUUAGUGCUAUGAUAAAGCCAUUUAAAUUAAUCCAAACUGCGAAGAACAUUGGAACAAUAAGGGUAAUGUUUGUUAAAACUAACUAUGAGGUUAUGCAUUAUAUAAUUUGAA
Molecule: messenger RNA, 248 nt
Organism: Paramecium octaurelia
Lineage: Eukaryota; Ciliophora; Oligohymenophorea; Peniculida; Parameciidae
Source: the annotation of a GenBank genome assembly